This is a messenger RNA of Galdieria sulphuraria, 3368 nucleotides long. Its product is annotated as putative nuclear pore complex protein NUP107. Gene Ontology annotation, cellular component: nuclear pore outer ring; nuclear pore. Gene Ontology annotation, biological process: post-transcriptional tethering of RNA polymerase II gene DNA at nuclear periphery; regulation of DNA-templated transcription; protein import into nucleus. The record is from RefSeq and is a predicted model, not a curated record. The transcript has 4 exons. Gene Ontology annotation, molecular function: structural constituent of nuclear pore. Bases 57 to 3338 code for a protein of 1093 amino acids. NCBI's taxonomy places the organism in Eukaryota, Rhodophyta, Bangiophyceae, Galdieriales, Galdieriaceae.
UUGAUUUGACGAGCGCAUUUUUCUUCGUUGUUGUUUUUUUUGGCGCGUAACAGAAUAUGCAAACGCCACGAACUUCGUUCAGGCGCGCACUUCCGUUUCCAAAAACUUUUAGCACACCGUAUGAUAUAGAUAAUAACGGGAGAAAAAUCAACUUGGAACUUGCCACCACUCCGCCACACUCAAGUUACACGGAAUCAGUCAACUCGCAAGGGAUAAAAGAUCCAGCGAAUUUUCUCUCUAGCUGCGAGACGGAACUCCGAUUUGGUUUUUUUUCUGCUUUAAGCGGGUUGGAAUUGGCAAAAAAAUGUUCUUCAGUAGACCUUUCAAGUGAAAACCAAGUAGACUUCGUCUUGAGUGAAAUUCAGUCUCAACUUAACUCCAAACGUGAAAUUAUUUCGCAGCUGUUACAGGACCGUUCCCUGCACCCGGUUUACAGAGAGCCACUUGAAAGAUUAUUGAAAGUUCUCCAAAGUGAGAGAGAUACUUGGUACUUGUUGAACAUAGUGACAGUUUCCAGCCCUGUGGAUUCAGUGACUGCUUCUUUGAAACCGCCCGCGCAUUGGUAUGACAAACAAACUACGACAUUGAUCAAAUGUAGAUGUAUUUUGGAAUGGUGUGAAAAAGUGGCUAUGGAACGUAUUUUUGGAGAAAAGCCUGAUGAGACACCCGAGAACUGUGUCCGCAAGGUUGAACAAAAGCUGGCACCGCUAAAUGACCCUGCAUAUUGUUGGUCACAUACCUCAAGUUUGGAAGGUAAGACAAAACUGGACCCGGAUUAUCCAUUUAGAAAACACGAGCUUCAUCAAACUGAUCGACAUGCGGAUGACCACAUUUGUCAUCAAGUGUAUAUUUUGUUUCGUGUCGGCUUGUUGGAUAAAGCAAUUCUCGUCACAGAAAAGGUGGAGCAAGUAUGGAGAGGCAUUUGUUUGUUAGGUUUCUUUGGUGCUUGGAAUGCUGCUAGUAACGGAGAGAUUGGACAAACUUGGAAUUUGUGGAAACUAGCCGCAAAGGAAAUUGCUUCGAACCCGUCAACGAAUAUAUAUGAAAGGAGCGUUUUUAGUGCUCUUUGCGGGAUGCCUUCUAGAGCUCUUUCAGUGUGUCAGACUUGGGAAGAUCAAGUGUGGAUUUAUUUUUUCUGUGAAGUUUUAAAGUUUUGGGAAGAAUUUCUCUUUUCAGAAUCUCCAUCUUUGCGUAGUGAAGAACACAUUUUUUCGGUCUUUGAACAAUGUGAAGGGAUAGAUAAAGACGGUUUAGAAUUGAAUGUCAUGCGUCGGGUUCAAAGUUUUUUAGCUUUAGGUAUUGAUUUGAGUUCUCAUUUAGCUCAAAUGCUUUUGCAGUUUCUUUUAUCUUGUCAGAGUGCGCAUGAAGAUUGGUCCUGGUUUUUGCGGUUUAGUGCCCAUGUGGUCAUUCUACUAAGAAUAAGUCGUGGGAAUGAAGAGGAUGAGCUAUUUCAGCGAUAUUCAGAACAAAUUUUACUUGCGUAUUGUAAACAUCUUCUAUUUUUGUACGUGUCAGAUGAAAUGCAGGCAGCAGAACAAGGACUGACGAGGUCAAAGACACCUUAUGAUGAAAUUAUGAUGGUUUACUUUUCUUAUCUAAUGGAUGAGUCCAAUUUGGUGACCUGUUGUGUAGAAUAUAUGGUCAGUGCUUUGAAAGCAGAUACAAUGACGGAACAAGUUCGUUUGGAACUAAAGAGUCGACAACUUUCUCAACUUCAUUCAGAUGAACGCCGAACUUCGUGCUUGGGGAAGAUUGGACAGUACUUAGCUAGUUUUCCUCGUUCUAUGUUAAACAAAAUAGUAGAAACUGCAGUUGCUCACGUGUGGAACCAUUAUCUAUCGAAUGAAGAAUCUGAUGAUGUCAGAAUUUUGGACAGUGAUCUGUUUCUUAUCCGAAGUGUCGACUUUUUAAUUUUCCCAGCCUAUCAAAAUUACCAUCUAGCAGUUGCUUGCGUCAAUUUAUUUGUGAGAAAGUUCAUAUUAUCCGGUAAAGUUUUAUCAGCUCAAAAUACUCUUGAUGAGAUUUCAGAAGAUGUUUUACUGGAAAUUGAGAAGGAGCGGUCCUUAUGGUCUUUGAGUCAUGAAUUCCGUUGUUGGCAACAGUUUUUCAAGGCAUGGGAUGCCAUUUUGGAGUGGAGAAAAUACGCCAUGUCACAGCGCCCAGCAUCUCUUCCAUCGAAUAUCAGCCAUAUUUUGAAUCCAACUGAUGAUAAUGUUUCCACUGAAGAACAACUUUGGGCAAGGCAUGUGCUGGAAAAUUACGAAACGGAAUGGAAGCAGUAUCUAACUCAUUGCAAUUCAUUGGGAGAAAUCUUAUCGAAGGAGGUUAUUUCCACUUUAACUAUGGAAGGAGGCUGGCUGGUGGAUUCUCUUCCAUAUGAACCUCCAGUUUCAGUGUGUCUUAAUAUUUUUGAUCAUGUGGAACGUCAAUUAGAACUGGAAAAGAUAAGACGACAAUAUGUUCCAUUGAUGCUCAUGCAAUUGGUUGAUGUUUACAAGCAGAUGGGAAAGUUGAGUUCUUGUGUUGAACUCGUUCAGCUUGUAGCCGAGGAUGCCUCUCAGUUUCUUUCGGAUUUGGGUACAGAAGUAUUGGAACCAUUUAUGCAACAAAUUAUUCAAGUUUAUUUGGAGAGAACUUUUCGAAGCGACCUUAUGAAAAGUGACCCACAUUUGGUUCUUUCCAUUAUUCAUUUUCACAUGCAAGUUGCCUGGUGGCGCCUUUUGGGUUGGUCAGCCAAGGAUAAGCCACUUUCACAAUAUAUUGUUGUGAAAGACAAUGCAUUUUGUGAAGGAGCACCGUUUAUGUAUCAACUGGCUUCAGUCUACUUGCAGAAUAAUUUUUGUUUGUUGUAUUUGUCUACUGAAACACCUUGGUAUUCAUUAUAUUUGAGUUUAAGAAAGUUGGGAGUACGUCUAGACUCCAGCUUUUUUAAGGGGCGCAUACUGUUCCUUGAUGGUAUGGACUCUCUGGAAACAACCCAACAGGAUUACCCUGACUGUUUUUUUCAACACGUCAAAGUGAACGUUAAGAAUCCAUACGAUUUGACUAGACAAGUUUGUAGUUCGAUGGAUCAGUGGCUCACUGAAAGACUCGAUUCGGAACCACUGUCUUUAGCUAUUCUUGUAGAUAGUGCUACUUCUAUUCUCUAUCUCAGUAAUCAGUCAAACAGUUUCAGUUUAUUGUUUCACUAUCUUCGGGUUAUGGGACGAAAGUUAAGUCCAACACUAUAUUGUGUAUGCCAACUUAUCCAUUUUGAUAUGGGUUAUGGUGACGAGCUUCUCAAGGAAGCAAAGUUUUAUGAUAGUCUUAUCUUACAGUUGGAUGCUUUGCCAACGUGAUCAAGCCAUAUCUACGGUCCUUUUUAAGAU